CCAAUUGUUUCUGUCCUGCGAGGAGCUCGGCGGUCAGACCCUCCCUCCUUCUAUCUCUCUCCCCUCUCUCUCCUCUGUCUCUCGCCCUCUCUCUCUCUCUCCUCCCCUUGUUGUGACAGAGCACACCUGCUUGAUCUUGGCUGCACGCGCUCCAAGUCCAAUUACCCCAUAGGCCCUCACAGCCACUUCAGUCUCAUCCCCUAACUGGACUGGAUUUUUGGGAGUCAAGCUCAUCUCGCACACUUCUUCUCUCUUUGCCUUGGUUCUACAGAGAACAGGCUCCCUGCUAGCAGCACCAUGAGGUCAGCCUGUCUCUCUCUGCUCCUGGUCACGGCCUGCUGGGCACUGCCCUUCCGCCAGUCUGGCUUUCUAGACUUCAUGGUGGAAGAUGAGGCAGGAUCAGGCUUGCCUGAAGGGCCAGAUGUAGGCUUGCCUGUUGUGCCUGAAGGACCCAAGUGCCCCUUCAGAUGCCAGUGCCACCUGCGAGUAAUCCAGUGCUCGGACCUCGGUCUGACGGCAGUUCCUGGGGAAAUCCCAGACGACACCACCCUGCUGGACCUGCAGAACAACAAAAUCACUGAAAUCAAGGAGAAUGACUUCAAGAACCUCAAAGGACUACAUGCUCUGAUCCUGGUGAACAACAAAAUUACCAUCAUCCACGCCAAGGCCCUCAGCCCUCUGACCAAGCUGCAGCGUCUCUACCUGUCUAAGAACAAGCUGAAGGACGUGCCCGCCAACAUGCCUAAGAGCCUGCAGGAGCUGCGCAUCCACGAGAACGAGAUCACCAAGAUCAAAAAGUCUUCCUUCCAGGGCAUGUCCCAUGUCAUCGUCAUGGAGCUUGGAUCCAACCCUCUGAAAAGCGCAGGAGUUGAGGCCAGUGCUUUUGCUGACCUGAAAAGGGUUUCUUACAUUCGCAUUGCAGACACGAACAUCACAGAAAUCCCAAAAGGUUUGCCCAGCUCUCUCUCUGAGCUCCACCUGGAUGGAAACAAGAUCUCCAAGGUUACGGCUGCCAACUUCCAAGGCCUGAAGAACCUCGCAAAACUUGGUCUGAGCUACAAUGAGAUCAGCUCUGUGGAAAAUGGCACCCUGACCAACGUCCCCCACCUGCGAGAGCUGCACCUCGACAACAACGCUCUGACCAGUGUUCCUGCUGGCUUGCCCGACCACAAGUACAUCCAGGUGGUCUACCUCCAUGCCAACAAGAUUGCUGCUGUAGGAACAGGGGACUUCUGUCCUCCUGGCCUCAACCACAAGAAGGCCAUGUACUCUGGUAUCAGCCUGUUCAGCAACCCUGUGCCUUACUGGGAAGUUCAGCCCAUCACCUUCCGCUGUGUCUUCGACCGCUCUGCCAUCCAGCUCGGAAACUACAGGAAGAAGUAGAGCCUCACGCACAUCACCGCAAGGAAGUGUGUGUUUGUAAAUGAGUGUGUGAAAGUUUUCAAAGUGUGCGUGUUUGACCACAGCCCCACAACACUGACCCCUACCAACACUGCCUCCCCACAAAUGAUGAUGUCAUUAAUCCACGCACUAAAUUCAAAUCUCUAGUGGACAUGGACCUCAAACGCAACAUAUCAUUUUUAUUAUUCAGCUUCAAGGUUGGUGCAACAACACACACGGCUUACAGCAAAUAGCAUACUAGGGUGAUGCUCUCACACACAGCACAACAUUCAUAGAAGCAGUUAGGCAAGCAUCAACAUUGUAUGUACUAAUAUGUUCUCACAUAAAUAACAUUAUUUCAUUCAGUGGAUACAUUAAAAUUCAGAGGUUAUACCUAACCAAAAAGAUUUGAAACUUUAAUCAGUGGAAUAUGUUACAAUGCCAUUUGGAUCAACCUUCAGCCACUGUAUGAAUUAUAAAAAAAAGUUGGCCUGUAGAGCAGGCAGCAAGGGGAUAACUUGUGUUUUACAAUACCUUUAACAACUGGUAUACAAGAAUGUACUAGAUAUUACCUGUGUACUAGGAAUAGCAUUUAGAGUGUAACAUUACCAGGCUGCACUCCUUGAAAGAACUCCUGAGUUUCUAUUUGUAUUGUACUCAAUUCAAGUAGAGAUAAAAGCAACCGUGACUUCUAUCACAUUGUGAUUUCUUUUGCUUGCUUCAGUGUUGAAUUAGUUUUGGGUAUUUUCUAUACUUUUUCUUCAUCAUAUUUCCUCUCUUGUUCCUCUCCUAGUGUAUGUUGUUCCAUUAAAAAAAUAAAAAUAAGAUGAAAAUAGCUUAUAGAAAAUGUAGAAUAAACCACAUAUGUUUUAAACAGAAGCCAUUCCCAAAGAGUUUUGUGCAUGCUCUAUUUGUUCUUUUUAUUUUUUUCCUUUCAACUUGAACCUAGCUCUUUCUGGAAUCUCUUGUUAAUGUGUGUAUGUAUUUCUUUCCAUGUGUUCCUGCCCUUUAUCUCUUUUUUAAAGUCAAGAAAUAAUUGGAUCGCGUGUGGACUAGCAUGCCCACUGCAACAAUGUUGGUGCGAAUGUUAUAUGUAUAGACGCUGUAUAUAAAUGCUGUAUAAAAACUUCUUUAAUUCGCUUAAAGGCACAAGCACUUAACAUAGUUCAGACUUAAUAUAUCAGCAACAAAGGUGUUCUUCUUUUUUUCCGGAGCAGGGGCUCCAGCUAAGGUGUCCUGAACAAAAUAAAAAUACUAAUGGAAAAAG
Molecule: messenger RNA, 2647 nt
Organism: Etheostoma cragini (Arkansas darter)
Lineage: Eukaryota; Metazoa; Chordata; Actinopteri; Perciformes; Percidae
Gene: dcn
Product: decorin
Exons: 8
Coding region: 298-1383 (361 amino acids)
Molecular function (GO): protein binding
Source: RefSeq, a predicted model, not a curated record